AUGGCCCUUUCAGUGAUACCCUCAUUUUCCACGCGCAUCCGUAGGAUGUCUCGAUCUUCCUCGGAUUCCAGUGCACUUUCCAAGACGGCAAAGUUCGAGACGAAACGGCUUUCUGGUCCGAACUGCUGGGCCUGCAAUACCUGCUCGCCACAUAUUUGUCGUGUUGUUGCCCAGGAAGAUAUUCAGCAUGGCAAUCCCGUGGCUCCAUUUAGGCGAGCAAUGGCUGCCCUUGGAAGUCCAAGCUUCAAUGUCGUAGAUGCGGGAAUUCGGCGGCAAUUAACACAGAUGUUUGACUUAUACUUUGGCGAUGAGUCGGCCACCCCAAUUGAUCAACAUCUUCGAGACAUCUACAAGUUAGAUUUGCAACCGGCAAGCAAGAGACCGCGAGAUGAGGAAGACGAUUCAGCAGGGGACCUGCACAAACGACUGAAGGAGAAGACCAUUUUGGCUGGUGUGAAAACUGGGGGGCCAACAGGCUCCGGGACAAAGUUUCAGGCACGUCAGGAACAAUUUAUUCUGGGACCGAGCACGACGGCUAGUGAAGUUAUACAGCGCUAUGCUUCUGUUUUGGCAGCUUCUAGCUCCUUUCUGGAUGAAUGA
Messenger RNA from Histoplasma capsulatum G186AR, 600 nucleotides. RefSeq lists its product as uncharacterized. Bases 1 to 600 code for a protein of 199 amino acids. The transcript has 2 exons. The record is from RefSeq and is a predicted model, not a curated record. NCBI's taxonomy places the organism in Eukaryota, Fungi, Ascomycota, Eurotiomycetes, Onygenales, Ajellomycetaceae.